Molecule: messenger RNA, 1515 nt
Organism: Oncorhynchus kisutch (coho salmon)
Lineage: Eukaryota; Metazoa; Chordata; Actinopteri; Salmoniformes; Salmonidae
Product: pheromone-regulated protein PRM7-like
Exons: 2
Coding region: 1-1515 (504 amino acids)
Source: RefSeq, a predicted model, not a curated record
AUGACGAUGAACUCUGACGUGUCGUCUACCAACCGCUCCAGUGACGUGUUGUCUACCAACCGCUCCAGUGACGUGUCAUCUACCAACCGCUCCAGUGACGUGUUGUCUACCAACCGCUCCAGUGACGUGUCGUCUACCAACCGCUCCAGUGACGUGUUGUCUACCAACCGCUCCAGUGACGUGUCGUCUACCAACCGCUCCAGUGACGUGUCGUCUACCAACCGCUCCAGUGACGUGUCGUCUACCAACCGCUCCAGUGACGUGUUGUCUAGCAACCGCUCCAGUGACGUGUUGUCCACCAACCGCUCCAGUGACGUGUUGUCUACCAACCGCUCCAGUGACGUGUCGUCUAGCAACCGCUCCAGUGACGUGUCGUCUACCAACCGCUCCAGUGACGUGUCGUCCACCAACCGCUCCAGUGACGUGUUGUCUACCAACCGCUCCAGUGACGUGUCGUCUAGCAACCGCUCCAGUGACGUGUCGUCCACCAACCGCUCCAGUGACGUGUUGUCUACCAUCCGCUCCAGUGACGUGUCGUCUACCAACCGCUCCAGUGACGUGUUGUCUACCAACCGCUCCAGUGACGUGUCGUCUAGCAACCGCUCCAGUGACGUGUCGUCUACCAACCGCUCCAGUGACGUGUUGUCCACCAACCGCUCCAGUGACGUGUCGUCUAGCAACCGCUCCAGUGACGUGUCGUCUACCAACCGCUCCAGUGACGUGUUGUCCACCAACCGCUCCAGUGACGUGUUGUCUACCAACCGCUCCAGUGACGUGUCGUCUAGCAACCGCUCCAGUGACGUGUCGUCUACCAACCGCUCCAGUGACGUGUUGUCCACCAACCGCUCCAGUGACGUGUCGUCUAGCAACCGCUCCAGUGACGUGUCGUCUACCAACUGCUCCAGUGACGUGUCGUCUACCAACCGCUCCAGUGACGUGUCGUCUACCAACCGCUCCAGUGACGUGUUGUCUACCAACCGCUCCAGUGACGUGUCGUCUACCAACCGCUCCAGUGACGUGUUGUCUACCAACCGCUCCAGUGACGUGUCGUCUACCAACCGCUCCAGUGACGUGUCGUCUACCAUCCGCUCCAGUGACGUGUCGUCUACCAACCGCUCCAGUGACGUGUCGUCUACCAACCGCUCCAGUGACGUGUCGUCUACCAACCGCUCCAGUGACGUGUCGUCUACCAACCGCUCCAGUGACGUGUUGUCUACCAACCGCUCCAGUGACGUGUCGUCUAGCAACCGCUCCAGUGACGUGUCGUCUACCAACCGCUCCAGUGACGUGUCGUCUAGCAACCGCUCCAGUGACGUGUUGUCUACCAACCGCUCCAGUGACGUGUUGUCUACCAACCGCUCCAGUGACGUGUCGUCUACCAACCGCUCCAGUGACGUGUCGUCUAGCAACCGCUCCAGUGACGUGUCGUCUACCAACCGCUCCAGUGACGUGUCGUCUACCAACCGCUCCAGUGACGUGUCGUCUACCAACCGCUCCAGUGACGUGUGUUAUUGA